Salvia hispanica is the source of this 1679-nucleotide messenger RNA. Its product is annotated as signal peptide peptidase-like 1. Gene Ontology annotation, biological process: membrane protein proteolysis. Gene Ontology annotation, molecular function: aspartic endopeptidase activity, intramembrane cleaving. Lineage: Eukaryota; Viridiplantae; Streptophyta; Magnoliopsida; Lamiales; Lamiaceae. The record is from RefSeq and is a predicted model, not a curated record. Gene Ontology annotation, cellular component: cytoplasmic side of endoplasmic reticulum membrane; lumenal side of endoplasmic reticulum membrane; Golgi-associated vesicle membrane.
UCAUAUCUGAAGGUGCCAAAAUUACUAUAUCGCCUAAUAAUUUGUGGGGUGAAAGUGAAAAUUCCGAUCAAGUCUCGUUGCAGCGCUCGCCCUUCUCAGUUUUCACCUUCCGAAAAUCUCACACAUGGUACGGGGCCGUUGUUCGGAUCAGAUGUCGAGCAGAUAAACACGGAUUAUUGGUUAUCUGCGCCUAAUUUUGGAUCCAAAGUUAGGAUUUUGACUUUGUUCCAAUCCCUGUUAGCAACUAGGUGUUUUCUAGUGGUCUUGAGAUUGUUUUAAGUUAGAAGAAAGUGGUGAUAUACUUAUUUUUAGCAUGGAGCCUCUCUGGAAGCUUGCAUAUUUACUCGAACCAUCUUCACUCACCCUCUUCAUCACAGCCAUAGGAGUGUCAUAUGCAUCUGCUUCUAGAGCUCUGAACUACGGAAAGGAAAUGGAGCGGAACCGUGAUAUGUCCGAAGCUUCCAUUACUCUAGAUAGCUCUCAGGCACUGAUGAUCCCGAUAAUGAGCUCUUGCAGCUUGCUCUUUAUGUUCUAUAUGUUUUCUUCUGUCUCUCAGCUACUGACUGCUUUUACAGCAGUUGCAUCUGCAUCUUCCUUAUACUUUUGCCUUUUGCCAUAUACUGCUCAAGUCAAGUCGCACUUUGGUCUGCCUGACCCGUAUGUAUCUCGGUGCUGUGCCAAGUCGCUCACGAGAAUCCAAACCGUCCUGUUAUUGGUUUGUGUUGCUUUAGUUGUGGUGUGGCUGGUCACGGGGCACUGGAUUUUGAACAAUCUGUUGGGGAUAUCUCUUUGUAUUGCUUUUGUCAGCCAUGUUCGACUUCCGAAUAUCAAGAUAUGCGCGAUGCUCCUUGCCUGUUUGUUUGUGUAUGAUGUGUUCUGGGUUUUCUAUUCAGAGAGAUUCUUUGGGGCAAACGUUAUGGUAUCGGUUGCAACGCAACAGGCGUCUAAUCCAGUACACACAGUAGCUAAUAGUUUGAAUCUUCCUGGCUUACAGCUAAUAACAAGAAAGCUUGAGUUGCCUGUCAAGAUUGUGUUCCCCAGGAAUAUGUUCGGCAGUGCGGUACCUGGAAAUAAUACUUCGGACUACAUGAUGCUUGGUCUCGGUGACAUGGCUAUCCCCUCAAUGCUUUUGGCAUUAGUUCUCUGUUUCGAUCACCAAAAGGGUCGGAAUCCAAAAACUGCCUUGGAUACAUUUCCUUCAAAGGGAUUCAAGUACUUUUGGCAUGCUCUUGCUGGGUAUGGUGUUGGACUGUUUGCUGCCUUGGCAGCUGGCAUCUUGACACGCUCACCUCAGCCAGCGCUUUUGUAUCUGGUACCUUGUACAUUGGGGCCAAUCAUCGUCCUUUCUUGGAUGAAUAAGGAUCUAGCAGAGUUGUGGGAGGGCACAGCGGGAGAUCCAAACGAGAAAGCGCAUCUCACGGGAGUAUGAGAGGUAGAUCAGCCCCCGGGCUAGAGUUUCGAGGCUACAAAAGUUGAAGAAGAGGGAAAAUUUAGGACUAGAAGUUUAUUUCUUACCCAUGUCAAUAGUAUCAUACGCCAUGAGAAGGGCUAAAAUUGCAUUGAAAUUACCUUCAAAUUGCUCCAUGGAAGAACUUAUGCUGUCUUUAUUCUCUUAUGAGAUGCUGGUGCUGGAAGCUUUAAAUCAAAAUAUAUAGAAAACUCUUAUUUAUUGUGUUUAA